Messenger RNA from Pimephales promelas (fathead minnow), 2148 nucleotides. It is a transcript of the gene glt1d1, whose product is annotated as glycosyltransferase 1 domain containing 1. Gene Ontology annotation, molecular function: glycosyltransferase activity. NCBI's taxonomy places the organism in Eukaryota, Metazoa, Chordata, Actinopteri, Cypriniformes, Leuciscidae. The record is from RefSeq and is a predicted model, not a curated record.
GUCUCUGACGUGACAGCAUGAGAUUAACAGAGUCAGGUCAAGAGAGUAAACCAUUGUCCGUCUGCUGGCAGGCGCUCUUGCUUUUUUUUAUUAGCGUCAGCAUUUUAUCUCCACACACUGAAAUGCGCCUGCUCUUCCUAGCCUGCUUAAGUCCUAAAACAGGGAACUGUACCACUGCCGAAAGAAUAAGGAAUCACAUCGUGGCUGCAGGACACACUUGUGUACUGUGUGAUACAAGAGAGUUUAGUUCUGCCUCUGAUGUAUCAUCCCUGAUGACGCAAGAGCGGGUCGAGGCUGCACUGGCUAUUCAUCUUUUCAAAGGAGGCAGGCUUCUUUUAGAUGCUGGAGUGCCGUUCGGAGUGGUCUUUGGAGGGACUGAUGUCAACGAGGACGUAAAGGAUGAGCACAAGCGAGCUGUGAUGGAGGAAGUUUUGCGCAAGGCCAGGUUUGUUGUGGCGUUCACCGAUGCAUUGAAAGAACAGGCUCAGCUGCUCCUGGAAUGUGAGAACAAGAAGAUCUGUGUGCAGCCUCAAGGGAUCGAAACCAAAAUGGCAUUACAUUUCUGUUGGAGCGACUUCUUACACAGCACAGGUGUGCUUACCAAUCAAGUGGAAAAUCUACAUGUUUUUCUGCUGGUAUGUGGACUCAGACGAGUUAAGGAUCCUCUGUAUCUUUUAGAAGCUUUUGCAGAAUGGCACAGUCAGAACCCUCUAGUGGUCCUCAUCAUCAUUGGCCCAGUGAUAGAUCCAGUGUUUACCACAGAGGUUGAGGAGAGUGUCAAGAGGUCUGUUGGAGUGUUUCUGGCAGCUGAUUUGAGUCAGGAGGAGCUGCAUUCUGCCAUGCAGAAAUCAUUUGCCCUGGUCAACUCGUCUCUCUCAGAGGGAAUGUCUGCUGCCAUCUUAGAGGCAAUGGAUUUAGGUUUGCCUGUUUUAGCGAGGGAUAUUCCUGGAAAUGCUGCAAUAGUUGAGCACAAGGUCACAGGAUUGCUGUACUCAAGCCCUCAGGAAUUUGUAAGCAUGUCCAGAAAGCUUCUGGAUGACCAUGAACUACAGGAAAGACUGGUGAGGAAUGGAAAGGAUUACAUUAGAACGUGCCACAACCCAGGGAAGGAGAGAAUAACCUAUCAGAAACUGGUGGAGACUCUUCGUUGACAGUAUGAUGGGAUUAACAUUUGUCUCAGGUCUCAUUGAAGUCUGUAUUGCAUAUUUCAAUUGAAAUGCAAGCCUCUCCCAUGAUUGUAAAGAUAACGGUGGCAAUUUGUUUCUGGGAAAUACUGUAUAUAUUUAUAGGAAAUGUUGACUCACUAGGUAUGAAAGGGACACACAAUUUAAUAUUCUCAGAGCUUAAAUUGCAAUUUAUGAGGUUUAGAAGAAGGUCUGGUGAUGGAUCUUGCAGUUUUUCUUUUUUUGGAGAAUUGUGCACUCUUGCGGUGUUUGUUUUGUCGUGAUGCUUGUUGCGUAUAAAAGUGCAGUGCCAGUGUUUCUACAGUAGUUGUUACUACAGUUUUCUGGGUUAACGAAUUGUGUUGACGUUUUAUUCUAGCAAGAAAGAGUCCCCCAUAAGGAUGAUCUCAGCUUGAAUCAAGCAGACAGCUUGCAUUUAUGUGCACAUAUAUAAUAUGAAGGGACAAACUAGACAUAUGACAAACUAAAAAUGGCUACAAAUUACUAUACUUGAUUUCUCUAAACAAAUGUAAAGGGAAUAGCAUUUUCCGGAGGCUUGUGGAAGGAUCCACUAAAAUAAAUGGAUCCAGUUUUAGAGGUGCCACAUCCAGCUUGUUCUGGCUCAAGUUAUGCCCCGCUUUUAACUGUAGGAAAAAAAUUAAAGGUUUAAAAAUGUUAAACUGUCAAUCUCCAGAGACCAUUACCUGUCAGUCAUAAGCUGAUUCAGCUGCCAAAAUCUCUAAAGCUCAAAUGAUGAACAGUGAUGAUCUCACAAGAUUGUUCUGAUUAGCACAUUUUAGUCUUGAAAGGAUUUUUUAAUUUAUUCAUUUAUGUGUGUUUGUUCAGGGAUUAAGGUUUUUGCUAAAUAUAUUAAAUAUUUAUUAACUAAGACUGUAUGUCUCAUAUCUUAAACCACGACUUUGCAUGAUUGUACCUUUGUUUAAUUUCAUAUAUGGCACAAUAAAAUGAAAUAUAAACAUUUGUA